Puma concolor (puma) is the source of this 1219-nucleotide messenger RNA. It is a transcript of the gene SELENOP, whose product is annotated as selenoprotein P. Gene Ontology annotation, cellular component: extracellular region. Gene Ontology annotation, molecular function: selenium binding. Gene Ontology annotation, biological process: selenium compound metabolic process. The record is from RefSeq and is a predicted model, not a curated record. NCBI's taxonomy places the organism in Eukaryota, Metazoa, Chordata, Mammalia, Carnivora, Felidae.
GCGGAGCUGAGCAAAGAGAAAGGAAGCAGGCUGAUCCGAAGGGGUUGUGACAACCCCAGCAAUGUGGAAAAGCCUGGGGCUUGCCCUGGCUCUCUGUCUUCUCCCAUGGGGAAGAACAGAGAGCCAGGGACAAAGCUCUUUUUGUAAGCAGCCUCCAGCCUGGAGCAUAAGGGAUCAAAAUCCAAUGCUAAACUCAAGUGGUUCCGUGACCGUGGUUGCUCUUCUUCAAGCCAGCUGAUACCUGUGCAUCCUGCAGGCAUCCAGAUUGGAAGACCUGAGAGUAAAACUGGAGCAAGCAGGAUAUUUGAACAUCUCUUAUGUUGUUGUUAAUCAUCAAGGACUCUCUUCUCGAUUAAAAUACAUGCAUCUUAAAAAUAAGGUUUCAGAACAUAUUCCUGUUUAUCAACAAGAAGAAAACGAAACAGAUGUCUGGACUCUCUUAAAUGGGAAGAAAGAUGACUUCUUCGUAUAUGACAGAUGUGGCCGUCUUGUAUACCAUCUUGGUUUGCCUUACUCCUUCCUAACUUUCCCAUAUGUAGAAGAAGCCAUUAAGAUCGCUUACUGUGAAAAGAAAUGUGGAAACUGCUCUCUCAUGACACCGGAAGAUGAGGACUUCUGUAAAAUUGUAUCUUCAGCUACCGUGGGAAAUACAACUGAGGCUCCACAGCCACAUCACCACCACGACCAUCACCACCAUCAUCACCAUCAUAAUCAUGAGCAUGGGCAUCAGCAUCAUGGGAAUGGUGAACUUGCAGAGAACCAGCAACCAGAAACACCAGAUGUCCCUGGGCACCCCUCUUCUCAAGUCCCUCAUAACCACCACAAGCACAAGGACCACCAAAGACAGGGCCAUCCAGAGGACUGAGAUAUGCCAGCAGGCAGUGAAAGUUUACAACUUUCUGUCCCACCAAAGAAGCUCUGACGAAAGGGAUGUAUAAAUCAAUUACACUGCAAAUUGCCCAAAGAUUCAGAGUUGGCUCCUAGCAGCUGAUGCUGACACUGACGACAUCUGAUAUUUGAAAAAACAGGGUCUGCAAUCACCUGACAAUGUAAAGAAAACCUCCCCUCUUUAUGUAGCUGACAGGGACUCUGGGCGGAGGAGAACGUCAUUGAAUCUUGACAGUGACGUUUACCUCCUGCUGCCUGACACGCAAUUCAGCAGCCCAAGCCCACAGAGGCCAGCACCAAUUGAAGCUGAGAAAAUAAGGCCAAAAUGUGA